Daphnia magna is the source of this 1662-nucleotide messenger RNA. RefSeq lists its product as uncharacterized. Gene Ontology annotation, molecular function: nucleic acid binding. Lineage: Eukaryota; Metazoa; Arthropoda; Branchiopoda; Diplostraca; Daphniidae. The transcript is spliced from 2 exons. The coding region runs from base 1 to 1662 and encodes 553 amino acids. The record is from RefSeq and is a predicted model, not a curated record.
AUGGAUAUUACUCGUUUCAAUUGGACAUCGCUCAAGCGAACAACAGCUCGUGUUUUACGCCAGUCAACCAAUUUUCUACAGGGAUCACCAAGCUGGAUUACAGGACCUCUCACGACAAAGGAGCUACUUAAUGCUGAAAUCCAAUGGAGUCGUUCGUUUCAGCACCGCAAUUUCACUGCCAAAAUUGAGUACCUUCAUGACAUGAAGGGUCGCCGGCCACCUUUGGUAACCCAAUUGGAUCUAUGUAUCGACAGUGAUUCUCUCAUUCGCUGCAGAGGUCGGUUACUCAAUGCCGACAUUCCUAAAACCGCUCGCAACCCUAUUCUCUUGCCAAAAUCCUCCGAGAUCACGCGUCUCAUUAUUUCCUAUUAUCACGAGCUUUCCCUUCAUUCCGGAGUCAGUGACACGAUCUGUCAUAUUCGACAACGCUUCUGGAUCCCAUCCAUUCGUCAACAAGUGAAAUCCAUCGUGCGCCUCUGCACUCGCUGCCGCCGGGUAAACGGGGCCCCUUACAGAGCCCCCAAUCCAGCUACAUUACCCAGUUUCCGCGUCCGUGGGGACAAGGCCUUCGCCGUGACUGGCAUCGACUUUGCUGGCCCAUUUCCAGUCCGUGGUCUACCUGGCCAGCCGGAUCCAAAGGCUUACAGAUGCCUUUUUACGUGCACUACAUCUCGUGCCAUCCACCUGAAAUUAGUAGAGGACCUCACGGCGGAUAACUUUAUACUAGCCUUCAGAAGUUUCAUCUCCAAUCACUUCACGCCAACAAUGAUUCUUUCGGACAAUGCCACAACCUUCGAACUUGCCGCCCUGCCCUCAAGUCCCUAUUCAACAACUCGCUUCUGGGAACGACUUGUCGGCCUGACCAAAGAAGCCCUUAAGAAGAUGUUUGGUCGUACAAAACUCAAAUUCAAUGAGUUCCGCACGAUGGUCACAGAAAUCGAGGCCAUUUUGAACGACCGCCCGCUCACGUAUGUGUCGUCCGACUUGAACGACCCUCAAGCUCUUACCCCGUUUCAUCUACUGUACGAUGGUCGUCUCACUCCACUCCCAUACGAUCUAGCCGUCGAAGAGGAACUGCUAGACCCCACCUUCGGUAAAAAGCUUUCUCACCUCCUUGCCAUGUUUAGCCGUCGCCAACGAAUCCUUAAAGCCUUCUGGUCCCGUUGGCAAAGAGAGCACUUAACCAGCCUCCGGGAACGACACAUCACCAGCAAGAAUGGUUUCAAACCCAGCAUCAAGGUCGGCGACAUAGUCCUAGUUCAUAACGAAGGACCCAGAAUUGACUGGAAGCUAGCUGUGAUUGAUAGCCUCAUCACCAGCCCGGAUGGAGAAAUUCAAGCAGCCAACAUCCGCACCGCAAAAGGAAAAACAAACCGUCCUGUUUCGAAAUUGUUCCGCUGGAAGUUCCCGCAACAAUUGAUUCUUCUCCACGCGCUCAAAUUUCUCCCAAUUCCGACACUUCUCUACCAACGAGACCCCGACGAAAAGCAGCCAUCACUGCCGAAAAAUGGAUCAGGGACGAAGCGCAAGAAUAAAUACUUCCGGCCAAGAAUAUGUCGAAAAUUAUCACCUGAAUUUGUCAACACUGUUCAUUUUCCCAUCCCUCCUUUUUGUCUAGGUCGUUUUACCCCCUUCGCGCCCUUGGCGAGUCGGGGCAGCUAG